AUGAUAAAGCCGUCAUCAUCACCAACAACAACCUCGAACAACGUUGUUAACAAUGCAGAACCACAAAUAACAUCGGAUGGUCAAGACUUCGUGGACUUUUUCUCAAAAUUGAGGAUGCGUCAUUCAGCAAGUCAUGCACGUACUCGAGAGUUUAGAGAUGAAUUUGAGGCGUGGCUAGAGACCAAUAGAGAACUUGCAUCGAAUUUCUUUUUUAGCAACACCAAACAUCAUCUCAUAAUGGAAGACUUGAUUGAAGAAUUAAGGAUCAAGUUAGCAGAUGUGCACAACAAUCCUACGAAAGAAGAAAACUAUGCCAUGACAGUUUAUUCUUUAGAGACAGCCAUUCAAUCUUUUGAAUCAGUUGCCAAUAGUGCCAUGAUGUUGUUUCGAGAAUUGCACUCGUUGAAUUUGGUGAUCACACAAAUGAGAAUGGGAAAAUCAUUUUCGGUUUGUUGCAUCCAUAACUCCUUUAUUGCAUCCAAACCAUACACCAUUGAGGAACUGUUGGAAAAGGCACGUGUGAGAGCGAGUGCCUUCUUUUCCAAGUUUCCUGAAGAGCAUGGAGACUUGUCGACCAUAUUUUCAUGUAUUGUUUCAUUCUGGAAAGGAUUUACCUUCUUAACUGCCAAUGAUUUUGUUAAUUGUAUCUCAGAACAAGUAUUAAGGUCUAUUCUGAAAGCCACAAUACUUUCAGAGACUUUUUCUAGCACAGUUUGUCAUCCCAUUGUGAAAGACUUUUGUUUUAUGCUUGAAAGAGUUGCAGAGGGCGAGCCUAAAGGAUUUCAUAAGGCUUAUUACCAUCUUCUCUAUGAAGAAGAGCAUGUAUUGACAAAUCCUUAUUGUGAAUCCACUUACGGCUCUUGGGUGCUAAUGUUCUUGUCCAUUUCAAGUAUUAAUCCUGACUCUUGCCUCAAAACGCUUCUAGACAGCUUUCGAGUCGUUUCAGACAGUGAAUGGUCAGUUGCAAAGAAGAGUGUUUAUGCAACAAACCUUUUAGAUGGAGUUUUUUUCAUUGUUCGACGUCACGGAAAGGAAUUUGUGGAACGAAAUUUACAAUUGUUGAAUGAACUUUCAGAUCCAACUUUUUUUAAAAACACUCCAAUUAGAAAUCAAAGACAAAUAUUCACAAUUCAAACUGAGCUGGAAAGAAUCAUGUAUGGUAAUAACAAGUCAGCACUUGUGACAUAUAUGGAGACUCUCCAAAAAACAUCCAGUAGAUGUGUGGUACUGCUAGUUGAAUUAGAAGGAAAGAAGAAGAAGAUUUCUCUUGAUGAAGCUUACAAUGAAGAAAACAUCAUUCCCAUUUUUGAAGAAAAGUUAUCCAUUUCAAUGAACUCUUAUUCUAUUGACAUUUUUGAUGACGAUUGUGAAGAUUGGGUAGUAUUCGACCCAUCAGAGCACAAUUUUCGUAAAAUGAAACAACCUGUCAAGAUGAGACUCGAAGAAAAGGUUGACGAAAACGUAACAGAGACAACAACUAUCAAGGCUAUUGAUAAUUACAAAAUUAUCAAGCAAUUGCAAUCAGAAACAACGGAACAAUAUGUUUCAAUAACAUUCCUUGCUGAAGAAAAACAGCUUAACAAGGAAAAUCGAAAAAUAAUUCUGAAAUAUUUGAACUUUAAAGGUAAUAAUGCAGAAGAGAGACUUUCAGAAAUGAUUAUCACUCUCAAGAAAGCAAAGGAUUUUGAAAAGUCCAACAUUAUUCCAAUAUUUGAUAUUUUGAAACCAGAGACCAUCAAUAAUCAGAAAAUUAAGAAGGUUCAACAUUUGGCAUUCACUACACCUUACUAUUCACAUGGAAGUUUAGACAACGUCACCAAAGAGAGAAUACACCUCAAUACUAGAAUGAUACUAUCGCUUAUCAAGUAUUCAUUGGAAGCAUUCAACUCUCUUGAAGAAGCACGUUUAGACUAUGGAAAUAUUAAGACACAAAACAUUCUUGUUGAACAAUUGGAUCUUGUAACAAGUGCUCUCAAGAUAAGAGUCACUGAUUGGUGGAUUGCUUCAAAAAGCAAAACACCUGCUAUUUGCAACUUGGGUCUACUAUUGUACAAUUUUCUAACAUUUGAAAAAACAGAUUUGAAACAUCUCAUGUCAGAGACAGUUACAAGUCAAAUGAUUUCAGAUGAAAUUUUCAAAAAGCAAAACAAGUCAUCAAGCUCUUCAUUAGCAAUUGCAGGAGAAGUGAUUGCAUUUUUGUUGGGAAAGUUUGAUUCUAGAAUUGCAAUUUCUGCUAGACAAGCCUUAAAGUUGUUGUACAAACGAGUGAAAGAAUCGAAAGAGAGUAGUCCAAGUAAAUGA
Molecule: messenger RNA, 2301 nt
Organism: Naegleria lovaniensis
Lineage: Eukaryota; Heterolobosea; Eutetramitea; Acrasida; Naegleriidae
Exons: 1
Coding region: 1-2301 (766 amino acids)
Biological process (GO): protein phosphorylation
Molecular function (GO): ATP binding; protein kinase activity
Source: RefSeq, a predicted model, not a curated record